AUGAAAAAGUCGAGGUUACGAGCACCGCCAAUUGUCAUAAGUAAUUUUACUAACUACUCCUCGUUGAAAGAAGAUUUAAAAUCUCUGGUGGGUACCGAAGGUUUUAAGGCUACCGCCAAGGGUUCCUCCCUAAUUAUCAAACUUCGUAACUGUGAUGGUUACCAUAAACUUGUCGAAUAUUGCAACGACUCCGAUUUAUGCCAUAUGUGUGCACCCCGUCAUACCCACUUAUUCAAAGUGCUUAUCCGCUAUAUACAUCAUACUAUACCUGUUGAAGAUAUAAAAAGGGCCCUCCGGGAUUUGGGCUUCUCAAUCAUAAGUGUGCUAAACAUCCGCCACCGAGUUAGCAAAUAG
This is a messenger RNA of Macrosiphum euphorbiae (potato aphid), 354 nucleotides long. The record is from the annotation of a GenBank genome assembly. Lineage: Eukaryota; Metazoa; Arthropoda; Insecta; Hemiptera; Aphididae.